CGUCAGGAGGAGCCCGAGCGGGCGAGGAGGAGGCAGCGCCCAUCCCCGCAGCUGGCAAAGCGGACGGCGCGAAGGAGGAAGCCGCCCGGGCUCGGCUGAGGGAAGCGAACUCCGGGCAAGGCGGGGAGCCGAGAAGGGGGGGGGCGCCAUGGCCGACGUCUUCCCGGCCCCCGAGCCCGGCUCGGGUCCCGACGCGGCGCGGCGCUUCGCUCGCCAAGGGGCCCUCCGCCAGAAGAACGUGCACGAGGUGCGGGAGCACAAAUUCAUCGCGCGCUUCUUCAAGCAGCCCACCUUCUGCAGCCACUGCACCGACUUCAUCUGGGGGUUUGGGAAACAAGGAUUUCAGUGCCAAGUUUGCUGCUUUGUUGUUCACAAGAGGUGCCAUGAAUUUGUUACCUUUUCAUGUCCGGGGGCAGACAAGGGGCCUGAUACGGAUGACCCUAGAAGCAAGCACAAGUUCAAAAUCCACACAUAUGGAAGCCCAACAUUUUGUGACCAUUGUGGGUCAUUACUUUAUGGACUUAUACAUCAAGGGAUGAAAUGUGACACCUGUGAUAUGAAUGUUCACAAACAAUGUGUAAUAAAUGUCCCAAGUCUUUGUGGCAUGGAUCACACAGAAAAAAGGGGGAGGAUCUAUUUGAAGGCGGAAGUCUCUGCUGACAAGCUACAAGUCACAGUGCGAGACGCAAAAAACCUAAUUCCUAUGGAUCCAAAUGGGCUUUCAGAUCCUUAUGUGAAGCUGAAACUUAUUCCAGAUCCAAAGAAUGAAAGUAAACAAAAAACAAAAACCAUUCGUUCCACUCUUAAUCCAAAUUGGAAUGAGACAUUUACAUUUAAAUUAAAACCUACAGACAAAGAUAGAAGGUUAUCUGUUGAAAUCUGGGACUGGGAUCGAACAACUAGGAAUGAUUUUAUGGGCUCUCUUUCUUUUGGAGUGUCAGAACUCAUGAAAAUGCCAGCAUGUGGAUGGUACAAGCUACUUAAUCAGGAAGAAGGCGAGUAUUACAAUGUUCCGAUACCAGAAGCUGAUGAAGAUGGAAAUGCAGAACUGAGACAGAAGUUCGAGAAAGCCAGACUUGGGCCUUCUGCUAACAAAGUCAUAACUCCAAUUGAAGACCGGAUCUAUAAUUUACCCUCCAACAAUCUUGAUCAGGUUAAGCUGUCAGAUUUCAACUUUCUUAUGGUACUUGGGAAAGGGAGCUUUGGGAAGGUGAUGCUGGCUGAACGGAAGAAUACAGAGGAACUGUAUGCAAUCAAAAUACUGAAAAAAGAUGUGGUGAUUCAGGAUGAUGACGUAGAGUGUACCAUGGUUGAAAAAAGAGUUCUAGCCUUGCUGGACAAGCCACCUUUCCUAACACAGCUUCAUUCUUGCUUCCAAACUGUGGACCGCCUGUACUUUGUCAUGGAGUAUGUGAAUGGUGGUGACCUCAUGUAUCAUAUUCAGCAAGUAGGAAAAUUCAAGGAGCCCCAAGCAGUGUUCUAUGCAGCAGAGAUCUCAGUGGGACUUUUCUUUCUCCAGAAGAAAGGAAUCGUUUAUCGGGAUCUGAAAUUAGAUAAUGUAAUGUUGGAUUCUGAAGGACAUAUUAAGAUUGCAGAUUUUGGGAUGUGUAAGGAGCAUGUGAGUGAUGGUGUAACGACAAGGACCUUCUGUGGGACUCCAGAUUACAUCGCACCUGAGAUUAUUGCUUAUCAGCCAUAUGGAAAGUCAGUAGACUGGUGGGCCUAUGGUGUACUGUUAUAUGAAAUGCUUGCUGGUCAGCCCCCAUUUGAUGGUGAAGAUGAGGAUGAGCUCUUUCAGUCAAUAAUGGAACAUAAUGUUUCGUAUCCAAAAGCAAUGUCCAAAGAAGCUGUGUCCAUUUGUAAAGGGUUGAUGACUAAACACCCUGCUAAACGUCUUGGUUGUGGGCCAGAGGGGGAGCGAGAUAUCAGAGAACAUGCAUUCUUCAGGAGAAUUGACUGGGAGAAACUGGAGAACCGAGAGAUACAGCCUCCAUUCAAGCCCAAAGUGUGUGGCAAGGGUGCUGAAAACUUCGACAAAUUCUUUACCAGAGGACAGCCCGUGUUGACACCACCUGAUCAGCUGGUUAUUUCUAACAUAGACCAAACGGAUUUUGAAGGGUUCUCCUAUGUCAAUCCACAGUUCGUUCAUCCGAUCUUGCAGAACGUAGUAUGAGCGUGAUAGACAUGGAAACCACACAGUGAAAAAUUGUCCUUAACCCUGGAGUUUUUAGACCUUUGCCUUGUUGAUUCCAUUUGGGUCUGAAAAUUAUAGGGGUAGGAAGUAGGGGUAAGAAGUAAAGAAACGUUUUGAGGUUUACAGCAACGAAUGUGUGGUCUUCAAAGAUCACCAUACAGCUCCUAUUGUAUUCAUUUAGGAAUUGCUGCUGCUUUUAGAUUCUUAUGAAAUUAGUCUUUGUCAAUGCAUUUUUAUAACUUCUGUUGUCCCCAUUUGAACCCUAUAUCUCAAUUAUUCAAAUUUUCUCCUUAUAACAAAUGUAAUGGUACCACGUAUGUUUGGAGAAAUUACCUGUUAAAAAUAAUUAAGCAGAUAAGAAAUGUGUGCAUAGCCCUCUAGGACCAGCCCUGUUGUUGGUCUGGCUCGUUUUGUACAAAAUAAUUGAAUAAUAAUAAUAGUCGGCUUGCUAUAAAAUAAUUGGAAAUGAAAGAAGAUUGACAGGAACAGGCCAAAUUGAGAAAAAUUGCCUGUUCGUCCCUCAGAUCAUUUAAAAUCUGCUGAUCAAAGAAGAUGCAGAAGAUCUGAGACAAAACAGUUUGAAAUGGGAAAGUAGAUAAGUGGGAUAUUAACUACUAUCUGUGAUAAAUUAACUCAAAACUGCAAAAUACUGGUAUAUGUGUUACUUUUAAUCUCCAUGAGAUUAUUUUGUAAUUUUAGCUACCAUUUUACCACUUAAUUUACUCCAUUACUCAAUUUUCUUAUUAAGCCAGUUGUAAUAUUCCAUGUUAAAACAUUUUACUGUCUCUGAAACAAAUCUGCAAACUCCCAACCCCCUCAAUUUAUACUUAUUUAUUAAGUAAGCUGCAUGAUAGGUUUAGAGUAUAGAAAGUGUUUGCACAGUGAGUUCAUGAAAGUGGAGUUCAGUGUCACUCCAACCUUUUCCAAGAAUAAUUAAGGAUUUUAAAAUACAUAUAUAUGUUUAAACAUUGGUUUAAGAGCCCUGGAGCCAGAGAAAAACAAAGGAAGAAUUAAAAUCAGUUGAAGAUGCUUUUGUUCAGCUGAACCAAUCCUGGUUGAAAAUGCUGAAUACAUUUUUGCAUGCCUAUGCAUUUUUGCAUAUGCAACAUGCAAUGAAUUUUGCAUGUUUAAUAAUAAACAUUAAGUGAAUCAAUAUUAUGGAUAAUUUUAUCUAGUAUAAAGAAGAUGAUAUAAUUUUUAUAAGAAACAGCUGUGCUAUAUUUGUGAAGGUUCUUGUUCUGGAUAGCCUUUUAUUUCGCUUUAGCUUAAUGUUUUAUUAUGAUGAUUUUGUUUGUGGUUUUUUUUUUGAGGGCCUACAUAACAUUGAUCAUUUAAGGCAAUCUCUCCUUUAGUCUUGCAUUAUAGCUAAAUGAUAAUGGGUACUUGCAAGUUUUCUACAGGGCUUGCACCACAAAUGAAAGGGUCUGCAUGUUACACAUGCAUGUGCUCCCCUGUUUAAAAACUGCUCCUCAAACCCCCAAACUGCUAAAGAGAGUGUGUUUCCGGUGCACAUUUUGCUCUUGCACCAAAUUGCAAAACUCCAGGCAGUUUAAAGGACAGUUUAGAAUUUUUGUGGUAAGGAGGAUUUGAACAGUCAGCUAUGAAAAGGGUUCUAUGAGCUGCCUGCUCGGAACAUGUAUGUUUCCUCUCUAUACCUGCCGAUUGCCAAAAAGGGAGGGACUAACUGCAGUAAUUUAUAUUUAUUCCCUGGCAUUUCAGUCACCUUGUAGAGAUGGUUUAUAAUCUUCCGCCCUUCUAUUUUUAUUAGAAAAUGCUGAUUUUUAACAUCAGUAAAUAUUUGAUUUCUGUUUCGGGGCUAGCAUGCAUCAUGGUACUCUUUUUUUAAAAAAAAAUUAUCCCUUUACUCAGGGCUUUUUUUCUGGGAAAAGAGGUGGUGGAACUCAGUGGGUUGCCCUCAGAGAAAAUGGUCCCGUGGCUGGUGG
Molecule: messenger RNA, 4137 nt
Organism: Eublepharis macularius
Lineage: Eukaryota; Metazoa; Chordata; Lepidosauria; Squamata; Eublepharidae
Gene: PRKCA
Product: protein kinase C alpha
Exons: 17
Coding region: 149-2173 (674 amino acids)
Biological process (GO): protein phosphorylation
Molecular function (GO): ATP binding; zinc ion binding; diacylglycerol-dependent serine/threonine kinase activity
Source: RefSeq, a predicted model, not a curated record